AUGGUGUCUACAACUGCAUUGAGAAAACACACCACGAAUACAUCGUCACCCAGGACUAGUACCAGUACUAGUACUUCUACGUCUGCUACUGCUCAUACCAAAAGAAAGUUGCAUGAAUUGGGUGACAUUUCCAACACACCCACACCCAUUCUCAAACAACGAAAACAUCACCACCUAAACUCACGUCGUCCCCACAGCAACAAUAAUAGAAAUAGUUCAUGGCAACGUCGACAGCGACAACAUGUUAACCAUUUGAAUUAUCUGAACAAUAGUGACGAGGAUGAAGCUGACGCUGAAAAAGAUGCCGACAUCAGUACACCAAAGAGCAAGAAAACUGCUUCUACUUCUAAUUCAGCUAAUACUACCCCUGACAAGCCCAUCACUAGACUGGAUCUGAAACAGCAGCAACUGUUGCUUCAGCAGAAACAAAACUAUGGAGCAAAGGAGGAACAAGGCGAACAAAAACACCAACUCAAAUGCAAAACCAAACGCCACCUUCACUCCUCUGCUGACUCAGAAAACUAUACACAUCAAAAAGAACACUAUCGUUGUCAAACAUCACCAUCUCCCACCGAUAUUUCCUCCCCACCAGCUAUGAAUCAGGAAGAAGAGUAUAUGUUGCAAGAAAUGUCUAAAAAGUCAGGAUACUUUAACAGCUCAUCACACGCCAAAAAUCAACAUGAUGGCGACGAAGCGACUAAUGCUCAAGAUGAGGUACAGCAACAUCAACGCUACCAACACAGACGCUGUAAGUCUGUCACUUUUCAACUACCACAUGAUGAAGAAAGGGGGUUUGAAAGCUCACCAUUGUUGACACCCAAGAAUGAUGACAGUGACUUGGAAGAGGAGUUAUUGGCUAGACAUAGACAACAACAACAACAACAACAGCAGCAGCAGCAGCAACAACAACAACAACAACAUGAGCAAGAUUUGGCAUCUGUCUACCCGUCAACUCCACCUGAAUCUCUUCAACAUGAUGAGGAUGAGGAAGAAAAGUCCUUUGAAACGAAGGUUGUGGAUGUAGUCGAAACUAGAACCCCACCAAUUGAACCAGAAUUUCCCUCGCAAUACCUGGCUCUGGAAGCCAAAUCUGACUUACAAGCAUCAAAUGAACAUGCGCCUACUUUGGAAACAGAACAACCAGGGCAGUCUACUGAUAAGUUGUCCCACAACACCGACUAUGUUUCCCUUUCAUCCACACUAACCCUAAUUCAAAACCAACGCAAUCAAAUAAAACAAGAGAUAAUCAACUUAUCUAAGCUCAAAUCACAAAUCACCACAUCGUCCAAGUCAGAAACCAUUGAAUUUGUUUCGAAAUUACUACAAGGUGGAGAUCAAUUGGGAUUACCAAAACCUACACCACUUGUAACUUGUCCAUAUAUACAGUGGGGAAAAUACCAUCCUACGUUGGCCAACUUAUCGCAUGAAUUGCAGCUGGAGUCAUCUAAAUCAAACAAGAAUGACACACCUUUUAAAUUUGUCAUUUGA
Molecule: messenger RNA, 1488 nt
Organism: Lodderomyces theae
Lineage: Eukaryota; Fungi; Ascomycota; Pichiomycetes; Serinales; Debaryomycetaceae
Exons: 1
Coding region: 1-1488 (495 amino acids)
Source: RefSeq, a predicted model, not a curated record